This is a messenger RNA of Cydia fagiglandana, 2324 nucleotides long. Its product is annotated as Golgi resident protein GCP60. The record is from RefSeq and is a predicted model, not a curated record. The transcript is spliced from 11 exons. Gene Ontology annotation, molecular function: fatty-acyl-CoA binding. Bases 83 to 1540 code for a protein of 485 amino acids. NCBI's taxonomy places the organism in Eukaryota, Metazoa, Arthropoda, Insecta, Lepidoptera, Tortricidae. Gene Ontology annotation, cellular component: Golgi membrane.
CGUCACUGUUUGGGGCUCCGUGAGCUGUCAGACGAUUCGCGAAAUCUGAGAAUCGAAAUUAAAUAAGUUUUCUUGAGCAAAAAUGGCCAAUAAAACCGAAAGUAGCCCUAGAGUCAGCACAGAAAAGGUGCCCUUAGAGACUGACGAAGGAAUAAUGGAGAGUGAAGAGCGGAAAUGGGGCAUACCUUUAAAAGACAUGUAUAAACAAGGGCUCGCCUUUUACAAAGAUAAAGAAGGAAAAGCUCUACACCUAAGCUAUGAAGACAGGUUAAAGCUUGUAGCAUACACCCAGCAAGCGGCACAUGGCACUUUGGACCUGAAUUCUGCUCCACCCCUAGGAGUUCUGGAUGUGAUCGGGCGGGACCGGCGGGCAGCAUGGCAUGCACUUGGCAACAUUACUCAAGUACAAGCUAUGGCAGGCUUCUUACACACUCUAGAAAGAUUAUGUCCUUUAUUUAAACCGUAUGUGGAAGCUUUACAAAAGGACUUUGAGGCUAAGAAACAACAGGAGGAAAAGAAACAGAAAGAGGAAAAAGCAACCACAGAUCUCCAAAACAGAAUAAUAGAAGAGAAACAAAAACAACAAAGUACCAAAUUAACUGAAGAGCAGCAAGUUCAGAAAAUCAAAGAUGCUCUCAAUGCCCAAACCUACGACCAGUUUUUACAAUACGCACAACAGCAGUUCCCCGGUAACUUCGACCAGCAAGCCAUCCUCAUCAGGCAGCUGCAAGACCAGCACUACCAGCAAUACAUCCAACAGCUGGCAGUGGACCAGAGGCUCGCCAACUCGAAUAUAAAGACCUCGGACAGCUUGGACAAGGAUAAUGGGAACAAUGAGAAACAUGAGGACAGCGGUGAUUGGGACACAUCAGAUUUGGAUAAUAUGAAUACAUCUGUAGCAUCAGAAACUGAACCCUCUCAAAUUCGACCUGAGGACGAGGCAACAGAUAUUUUGGCGCACAAAGAAGAAACGAAAGCUGAUGAAGAAUCAGAUGACGAUGACAUAUUCCCGCCCGUAGAAGAAGCGAACAUGUGGACGCGGGGCGAGAUUAGCGUGUUCAAAGAGUCGGCCCGCGCAGGCGGCGGGCGGCUCACGGUCGGGCACGGCGAGACCGUCACCGUGCGCGUGCCCACGCACCAGCGCGCCAAGUGCCUCUGCUGGGAGUUCGCCACCGACAACUAUGAUAUAGGUUUCGGUUUAUACUUCGAGUGGAGUAAAUCGCCCACAAGCGAAGUCACCGUCCACGUCUCGGAGAGCGACGACGAAGAUGACGCCGACGACGAUGGUUACGGCGAUGAAGAAUACACGGUGACGGAAGGAGGCCUGGACCCGGAAAUGGGCCCGGAGCGGCGCGCGCUGCAGCACCAAAGGCCGCCGGUCAGCAUCGUCGUGCCCAUAUUCCGCAGGGACUGUCAUACUGAGGUAUACGCCGGUUCGCAUACGUACCCCGGCGAAGGAGUUUAUCUACUAAAAUUCGACAACACAUACAGCUUAUGGCGAUCAAAAACCCUUUACUACAAAGUAUAUUACACGCAGUAAAAUACAAAUAAUUUUAAUAGAACCAUGACAAAUUAUAAAAAGGAUAUCGUUUAUAAAAUAUUGUUUAUAUUUAAUCAAGUUAUGAGACUUACUCAUACUGGCAGUAUUUGUGAUGAUUUCUAGCAAAAGGUAUAAUUUUUUGCUUCGCAAUAAUUCUCGAUGCCUAUACACGGUGUAACAUGAGUAAACCGAAUAAUUUUAACAGCAUAUUCCUGAUCAUAUUUAGAGACAAAAAUGUUCUAUAAACUUUUUUGAAAUUCGCCUAGUUUCAGAGAUAUUAUUAAUUUAAAAAAAAACUACUUUUUAUUGUUACAUAGUGUAAAAGGCCUUUUUGAUGGUGAUGUUGCUGCUAUGGGACGUAGUCUAAAUAUCCUUAUUGAUAGAUGUCAAAAAGUGACAAGUAACACUUUGCAAAAAGUUGGUUUUACGAAAAAAAAAUGUAAAAAUCAAUUUUAAGUGACAAGUUUACCAAUAACAUUUAUUUUUUAUGUACAAAUACAUUCAAAAAAAUGAAAAAACAAACCAAAAAAAAUUUUUUUUUUGGCGAAAUUGACCUAAACUCAUAUUACAUUUUUUACUUCUUUUGACCUCAGAAAUGCGUGGUUAAAAUUAUUCGGCUUCAUUAUGUUACACCGUGUAUGCAGGUAGCGACUUGUACCUUUUGACUGAUAACGACACAUUUGUGAAUAGAGUUAGAGCAAGAAAAGUCUGCAACGAUUUUGACAGCACACGCAGUGCAAAGUGUUAUUUAUGCCUCAUAAUUUCAUAGAUAUUGGCAGCACAC